Molecule: messenger RNA, 1452 nt
Organism: Miscanthus lutarioriparius
Lineage: Eukaryota; Viridiplantae; Streptophyta; Magnoliopsida; Poales; Poaceae
Source: the annotation of a GenBank genome assembly
AUGGUGCUGGCGCAGCUGGGAGAGAGCCUCGUCGGCGCGCUGGCGCGGAUGGCCAAGGCGACGGUGGUGGACGACAAGGUGGUGCUGGACUGCCUCAACGACGUCUCGCGCGCGCUUCUGCAGGCCGAUGUCCGCUUCGAGACGGUCCGGGCCGUGCAGGCCAGCAUCAGGAGCGCCGUCAACCUCCAGUCCCUCGCCGCCGGCACCGACAGGCGCCGCGCCAUCAAGCAUGCGGUCGUCGACGAGCUGCGCAGGAUGCUGGACCCCGCGGCCGGGAGCGGGAAGCCGCCCUGCUUCGUCCCAAGGAAAGGGAGGAAGCCCGCCAGCGUGGUCAUGUUCGUCGGCCUGCAGGGCUCCGGCAAGACCACCACCUGCGUCAAGUACGCGGACUACCACCGCCGGACGGGGUUCAGCCCCGCGCUGGUGUGCGCCGACACGUUCCGGGCCGGCGCCCUGGACCAGCUGAGGCAGAACGCGGCCAAGGCCGGCAUCCCUUUCUACGGAUCCUAUACGGAGUCAGACCCUGUGAGGGUCGCCGUCGAGGGCGUGGACAGGUUCAGGAACGACCAAGCUGCUGAGGGAUGCGACCUCAUCGUCGUCGACACGAGCGGGCGCCACAGCCAGGAGGCCGCUCUCCUGGAGGAGAUGCGUCAGCUCGCGGAGGCCACGCGGCCGGACCUGGUGGUGCUCGUCAUGGACGCCAGCAUCGGCCAGGCCGCGUUCCACCAGGCGCUGGCGUUCAAGCAGAGCGUCGAGGUUGGCGCCGUCAUCGUCACCAAGAUGGACGGCCACGCCAAGGGCGGCGGCGCGCUCAGCGCGGUUGCAGCUACAAAAAGCCCCGUCAUAUUCAUCGGCACCGGGGAGCAUAUCGCAGACCUGGAGGCCUUCGACGCCAGGUCCUUUGUGAGUCGUCUGCUAGGCAUGGGAUACUUGCCUGGCUUCAUGGACAAGAUCGAGGACGCCAUGACGAUGCCCAUGCCCAUGCCUCCUGAUCAAGGACAAGGACUGGAGCAGCUUCUGCACGAGCUGACGACGGUUAAAGGAGCCAGCUUCACUUUCACUCUCAGGGCUCUGUACAGUCUGUUCCGGUUAGUGCAGAGCACGGGUCCUCUAAGGCAUCUCGUCUCCUUCCUACCAGCUGGAUUAUUGGGAGACAAGGGGAAGCAGGAGGAGGAAGGGCAGCAGGCCAAGAUCAAGAGGUACAUGACGAUGAUGGACUCCAUGAGUGCUGCAGAGCUUGAUGGGGCCGACCCGAUGAAGAUGAUGAUGACGAAACAGCAGCAGUCACGGAUCAACCGGGUCGCUCGGGGCUCCGGCAGGCCCGUCAGCCAAGUAGUGGAACUGCUGGAGGAGCACAAGCGAAUGGCCAAAAUGUUGAGCAAAUUCGCGCCUGCCCACGUCAAGAGACCUAACAAUAAACAUAUAAAGCGUAGAUUCAACACGUCUUGCUGA